This is a messenger RNA of Chilo suppressalis (striped riceborer), 1359 nucleotides long. NCBI's taxonomy places the organism in Eukaryota, Metazoa, Arthropoda, Insecta, Lepidoptera, Crambidae. The record is from the annotation of a GenBank genome assembly.
AUGAACGCCGAGGGAGUGACGGUCACCGAACGUGACAUAUUAAUAAAGUUACUAGAACUUUAUAAAGACUUUCCCUGUUUGUGGGACUUAAGUCACAAAGAUUACGCCAAUAGAGAUGCCAGAAAUCAAGCGUAUUUGAUAAUGCUGAACGUUUUUAAAAAAAAUGACAGUGCAGCUACUUUGAAAACGUUGAAAACUAAGUUGGACAAUAUGCGUACAUCCUAUAAGAGGGAGCGAAAAAAGGUGGAAGCUAGCAAGACUAGUGGUGCUGGAAACGAUGAAGUGCAUUUGCCAUCACUAUGGUACUACGAACAUCUCUCAUUCUUGGACGAAAAAACCACACCGACGACAGAGGUUAUUGACAAUAUGGAUACGAAUUCUUCCCUGUCAAAUAAUGAUGGGGAACCUGCAACAAAAAGAGAACGCGUUACGAGAAAAAAGCAAAAUGAUAUUUUAAAGAAACAGUCGGAAUUACUAGAGUCUGCAAAAAUAUUAAUAUCAGGCGACGGCACAUCAGCUGAUGCUUUUGGGAACUCCGUGAGCUCUCAACUCAAGGAGCUCCCAAAAAUACAAAGAUGCCUAGCCGAAAAAUUAAUAGGCGAAGUAUUGUUCUAUGCAAAACUAGAAAUCCUUACUUUUGAAACAUCAAUAAAUGUAAAAAGAAGUUCAGAACAAUCUUUUGGUCAGCGGUAUGCGUAUCAGCAGCAGGUGCCAAAACCAUCACUAGCACCAUCAUCACAGCAUCACCAGCCAUCACCAUAUGUACCAUCACCAACACCAUCACCAUCAUCACAGCAUCACCAGCCAUCACCAUAUGUACCAUCACCAACACCAUCACCAUCACCACAGCAUCACCAGCCGUCACCAUAUGCACCAUCACCAACACCAUCACCACAGCAUCGUCAGCCAUCACCAUAUCAAUCGUCACCAUCACCAUCACCACAGCAUCGUCAGCCAUCACCAUAUCAAUCGUCACCAUCACCAUCACCACAGCAUUACCAGCCGUCACCAUAUGCACCAUCACCAACACCAUCACCACAGCAUCGUCAGCCAUCACCAUCACCUAAGUACUCACAUACAGCACAAUCUCAACCGUCACUUCAACACAGUCAGCCAUCACCAUCAACAUUACCUCAGCUUCCACCAUCAUCACACUCGUACCAACACAUAGUGUCCCCUCAGCUUACAUCGGAUGACUCAUCUUCACAACUAAUCUAUGAUUUGCCACCAAUCCCAUUAGAUUCCACUUCAUUGAUUAAUGACUACCCAAACACUUCUUUUGAAUUAAGCAGCAAUCAACAACAAGUAUUCAGAGGAAAGGCGAAGGAAUUAAACAAAUAUUUGAUUUUUAAAAAGUAA